Messenger RNA from Paramisgurnus dabryanus, 9229 nucleotides. NCBI's taxonomy places the organism in Eukaryota, Metazoa, Chordata, Actinopteri, Cypriniformes, Cobitidae. The record is from RefSeq and is a predicted model, not a curated record.
CAGCUCUUUUCUUUACAAUGUGGGUGAGUAUAUGAGAGCUUUUGUACUGGGCUGACUGAACACUGAAGUCAACGGUUGACUGAGAAGAGGACAAGGUUAUUUCUAUCAUGAGGAGGCAGAAAGGAAUCUGACAAAGAACACAUUGCCAUCAUAUAUAAGGAGGGAUACUGGUGUGAAACAAGUGAAGCAAAGGACAGAUAUCACUACGUGUUUUGAGUUUAAUGGAGUUAAUGGACCUGUUGUGGUAUGUGAUGCUCGGCACCUGUGCCCUGAGUGCUGUUGUCUCUACUUGUCCAGAGCACUGUCAAUGUAACGGCGUAAAAAUCCGAUGCCAGGGGUUUAUGAUAAAAGAUUUUCCAUCUUCAAUUCCAUCAAACACCAUCAGUCUCUUCAUUACCAACACCAGCAUACCAACAUUAAAACCAUCUGAUUUUGAGAAUUUGACUGAUACGCUCACUUCAUUUCUAGCAAAGGAUUCAAAAAUAACUGAGGUGCAACCGCAUACCUUUAACCAAACGCUGAAACUUAUUGCCUUGGGAAUAAGUGGGACAGAGCUAACUUCUUUACCAGAGGAUCUGUUUCAAAAUCUAAAGGUGUUAUCAACUCUGACAUUGAGUAAUAACAAACUUAAAGAUCUUCCCUCCUCGCUUCUCCACCCCCUUACAGCUUUAACCAAACUGGACCUGAGCAAAAAUAAUCUUACCUUCUUGGCAGAUGAUGUGUUUCACAAUUUAGGACAGUUGCAAGAACUUCAAUUGCAAAGAAACUCUAUUGAAAAGCUUAAUGUACGUACUUUUAAAGGACUUAGUCAGCUCAAAACUCUGGUCCUACAGCAAAAUAAUCUAAUAAAUAUAUCAGAAGGAACCUUCAAUGACCUGGUGAACCUUGAGACGCUGCAUCUUCAAGACAACAAAAUCAUGCAGUUACCAGCAAAUCUCUUCUCAAAUCUACAAAAGCUGAAGAAACUCUACCUCUCCAACAAUAGGUUAACAUUGCUUCCCCAUGGAAUCUUUUUUAAUCUUCCCAGUUUAUCUACUAUCUCACUGUACAAGAACAAACUCAACCAUUUGUUGCCCGGGACCUUUGGUCCAGUGGCUCUCCAAGAGCUCUGGCUGUAUGACAACAUGUUAACCCACCUAGAGGAGAAUGUUUUUAGCAACUUAACCGAAGUUUACCUUUUGGUACUUAGUAGGAACCAAAUUCAGCACAUUUCACCUGGUGCGUUCAAUGGCUUGAUGAAGGUUGAGGAGAUCUCCCUACACACAAAUCGAUUAACUAGCAUCAAAGGAGGAAUUUUCAAAGAUCUUCCAAAGUUAACCAACAUAUCUCUGGAGAACAAUGAAAUCAGACAAAUUCCCGUUGAUCUCUUAGAUGGCGUAUCUCGGUUAAAUCAGCUGGAGCUUCAAAAUAACUCUCUUCCAAAUUUACAAAAAGAAUUUCUAAAGUCUUUGUCUGUGGUCGAUAAUGUCAUACUUACACCAAAUCCAUGGAGGUGCGAUCAUGACAUAAUACCUUUACGGAAUUGGCUGAAAGACUUUACAGGCAAAGUAAAGAAUUUUACUUCUGUCGUGUGCGACAGUCCCGCACAAUUGAAUGGGAUACCGAUUAGAGAUCUUAAGGAUGAAAACAUCACAGCAGGCACACAAGAGCUCGACGACGCAUAUGGAAGUGAGACGGAGGGAUGGCAACUAUCUAAAGAAAGUAUCAUCAUCAUAGUAUCCGUUCUUUGCUCUGCUCUCAUUGUCAGCAUCAUUGCUUGUGUUUUAUGGAGGAGGCACAUGCGGGGCAGUCAAGACUUGGACCGUCAAAGAAAGAAAAACUCAGUCAUCUGGUAUAUGCCUUUAGGAAGUGCACUGGUAUUCGUCUGCAUACUUGUGCAACUGCACUGGAGCCAUGAACAGGGCUGUGAAAAGAGUGAAGACUGCAAAAACAAAGAUGUGUAUGACAAAACUGUGACAGCAAUACCAGAAAAGCUGAAGGAUGGAGCUGAUGAAGUAUAUUUUGUAGGCAGUCAGAUUAAAACCAUACCAAAAGGGGCUUUUUCUAACAACACUCAAUUCAAAAAAAUUGAAUUUUUAGGAACCUCAACUCAGUCUGUAGAGAUAGGAGCCUUUGAGGGUUUACCUAAUAUCACGGCCAUCGAGAUAUCUGGCACCGAAGUGACAACAUUACCUGUGGGUGUUUUUAAAGAUCUCAUCAACCUUACAAAACUUACUUUGAAAAGUAACAAAAUCCAGAGCCUUGAAAAAGGGAUAUUUGAUGAUUUAAAAAAACUUGAAAACAUCUUUCUAAAUAUGAAUGAAAUCACAGCCAUUGAGGAGGGGGUAUUCGAUAAUUUGGAGAAUCUCCAAAUGCUUCAUCUUGGAAAGAACAACAUUAGCUCUGUAUCAACACCUCUCUUUUCAAAACUUAAGAACCUGCAGAUUUUCAGGAUUUAUGAGAACCAACUGACUGCUAUUCCUGAUGGGAUUUUUGAUAAUUUUCCUAAUGUGAAAGAAAUUGGUUUGAAUGGCAACAAAAUCUCGUCUUUACAACCAAAUUUGUUUCCACACAAAAGUAAAUUAUCAACCCUAACUUUGGACAGUAAUCUUUUAUCCGAACUACCAGAAAAUCUUUUUGUUGGUUUCCCUGCACUAAAGACUCUAACUCUGCAUAAUAAUCAACUCACCAGCCUCCCCAAUGUUCUCUUCGGAGAAAUGCCGAAACUAACAGAUCUGAACCUUAGCAAGAAUAAUCUUUCUUAUAUUCCAACUGGAGUAUUCAGCCCACUGAAGAGGGUGAGAAAGUUAGAUCUCUCCUCAAACCAGUUUUUGAGUUUAUCUGGAGAAUCUUUUGAAGGUCUCGAGAAACUGUCUGAACUUAAUCUUCGAAACAACUUCAUACAAUCAUUAAAAGCGGAGGAUUUUGAGAAAAUUCAGUCUCUUACUAACCUUAAACUAGAAAAUAACAAUCUACGAAUCCUUCCUGGAGAUGUUUUUCAAAAUCUUCCAAAACUCAGUAGUGUUUACCUGAACAAUAACCCAUGGCAAUGUGACUGUGACCUGUUGCCUUUCUUUGAAUGGAUGAUAGACAAUAAACAAAAGAUCAAGUCGAGAUCUCCAGAACUUUGUGAGUCCCCUAUAGAUAUGCAAAAUCUACCUAUCUUGGAUUUAAAAGAAGAACAAUUGAUAUGUCGCACAACAACCCAAUACGUUACCACUACCAUGACCACCACCACAUUGCCUACCACAACUUUAUUGACAACAACAUUAACAACAGUUGCACCUACUACAACAACUUUAACAACAGCUCCACCUACAACAACAACAUUAACAACAGCUCCACCUACGAUAACAACAUUGACAACAGUUGCACCUACUACAACAACUUUAACAACAGUUGCACCUACUACAACAACUUUAACAACAGCUCCACCUACGACAACAACAUUAACAACAGCUCCACAUAUGACAACACCAUUAACAACAGUUCCACCUACGACAACAACAUUGACAACAGUUGCACCUACUACAACAACAUUAACAACAACAACACCUACAACAACUUUAACAACAGCUUCACCUACAACAACUACAUUAACAACAACAGCACCUACAACAACUACACCAACAACCGUUCCGAUAACUACGACAACACCACAGACCACCACAGUCAUCACCACCGCACCAACUACUCAACUCACAACUUCACUUCCUACCACCGUCGUUACAACGAAAUCUCCAACCACUACGUCAGCCCCCACAACUGCAUUAACAACCGCAAUACAACCUACAACCACCUCGAUUGUCACCACCACAUCAACAACCACCACCACGAUGCAGCCUACAACUACAUCUCUGAUGACAACAAUCGCUACGACUUUUUCAACUACAUUGAAUCCCACCACCACAACACCUUUUCCCACCACAUGUAGCAGUUUCAUCUACCUUGACUCCCAUCAACAAUCUUUUUCAAGAGCUAGACCUACCCACAGGUUCUCAUCAUGCAAGGCUCUUCUGAUAUAUUACUCGACAAUGCUGAUAAUAGAAAUCUGCUGUACGGUGGUGCUGGCUAAGUAUACAUAUUCACUAUACUGCUCUCUCCAGAACAGAGAGAGACUCUACAACCAGGUAAAACUGACCCAUUUCUCCUAUACUAAGUCCAUAACACUCAGACCUGUGGAUGAGGCAGAGACUGUAGCUCUCUCCACCUACGACAACAACAUUAACAACAGCUCCACCUAUGACAACACCAUUAACAACAGUUCCACCUACGACAACAACAUUGACAACAGUUGCACCUACUACAACAACAUUAACAACAACAACACCUACAACAACUUUAACAACAGCUUCACCUACAACAACUACAUUAACAACAACAGCACCUACAAAAACUAUACCAACAACCGUUCCGAUAACUACGACAACACCACAGACCACCACAGUCAUCACCACCGCACCAACUACUCAACUCACAACUUCACUUCCUACCACCGUCGUUACAACGAAAUCUCCAACCACUACGUCAGCCCCCACAACUGCAUUAACAACCGCAAUACAACCUACAACCACCUCGAUUGUCACCACCACAUCAACAACCACCACCACGAUGCAGCCUACAACUACAUCUCUGAUGACAACAAUCGCUACGACUUUUUCAACUACAUUGAACCCCACCACCACAACACCUUUUCCCACCACAUACACCUUGAAAAAGGGUUAUUUGACGAUUUAAAAAAACUUGAACAAUUGGGUCUACGUAUGAAUGACAUCACAUCCAUUGAGGAGGGGGUAUUCAAUAAUUUGGAGAAUCUCCAAAUGCUUCAUCUCGGAAAGAACAACCUUAGCUCUGUAUCAACAUCUCUCUUUUCAAAACUUAAGAACCUGCAGAUUUUCAGGAUUUAUGAGAACCAGCUGACUGCUAUUCCUGAUGCGAUUUUUGAUAACUUUCCCAAUGUGAAAGAAAUUGGUUUGUAUGGCAACAAAAUCUCAUCUAUACAACCAAAUUUGUUUCCACACAAAAGUAAACUAUCAACCCUAACUUUGGACAGUAAUCUUUUAUCCGAACUACCAGAAAAUCUUUUUGUUGGUUUUCCUGCACUAAAGACUCUAACUCUGCAUAACAAUCAACUCACCAGCCUCCCCAAUGUUCUCUUCGGAGAAAUGCCGAAACUAACAGAUCUGAACCUUAGCAAGAAUAAUCUUUCUUAUAUACCAACCGGAGUUUUCAGCCCACUGAAGAGGGUGAGAAAGUUAGAUCUCUCCUCAAACCAGUUUUUGAGUUUAUCUGGAGAAUCUUUUGAAGGCCUCGAGAAACUGUCUGAACUUAAUCUUCGAAACAACUUCAUACAAUCAUUAAAAGCUGAGGAUUUUGAGAAAAUUCAGUCUCUUACUAACCUCAAACUAGAAAAUAACAAUCUACGAAUCCUUCCUGGAGAUGUUUUUCAAAAUCUUCCAAAACUCAGUAGUGUUUACCUGAACAAUAACCCAUGGCAAUGUGACUGUGACCUGUUGCCUUUCUUUGAAUGGAUGAUAGACAAUAAAGGAAAGAUCAAGUCGAGAUCUCCAGAACUUUGUGAGUCCCCUAUAGAAAUGCAAAAUCUACCUAUUUUGGACUUAGAAGAAGACCAAUUGAUAUGUCGAACAACAACCCAAUAUGUUACCACUACCAUGACUACCACCGCAUUGCCAACAACUUUAUUGACAACAACAUUAACAACAAUUGCACCUACUACAACAACUUUAACAACAGCUCCACCUACUACAACAACAUUAACAACAGCUCCUCCUACUACAACAACAUUAACAACAGCUCCACCUACGACAACAACAUUAAAAACAGCUCCACCUACUACAACAACAUUAACAACAGCUCCUACUACUACAACAACAUUAACAACAGCUCCACCUACUACAACAACUUUAACAACAGCUCUUCCUACUACAACAACAUUAACAACAGUUCCACUUACUAAAACAACUUUAACAACAGCUCCACCUACAACAACAACAUUAACAACAGCUUCACCUAUGACAACACCAUUAACAACAGUUGCACCUACUACAACAACUUUAACAACAGCUCCUCCUACUACAACAACUUUAACAACAGCUCCUCCUACUACAACAACAUUAACAACAGUUGCACCUACAACAACUACACCAACAACCAUUCCGAUAACCACGGCAACACAACAGACCACCACAGUCAUCAUCACCGCACCAACUACUCAACUCACAACUUCACUGCCUACCACUGUCGCUACAACAAAAUCUCCAACCACUAUGUCAGCCACCACAACUACAUUAACAACCACAAUACAACCGAUACAACGGUUUUCAUUAUGCAAGACUCUUUUGAUAUAUAACUUAACAAUGCUCAUGAUUUUAAUCUGCUGUACGGUGGUGCUGGCUAAAUAUACAUAUUCACUAUACUGCUCUCACCAGAACAGAGCCAGACUCUACAACCAGGUAAAACUGACCCAUUUCUCCUAUACUAAGUCUAUAAUACUAGUGGAUGUUGAUGAGGCGGAGACUGUAGCUCUAUAAGAAGUUUUUUUUUUAAAGACUACAAGAAGUUAACUGCUGUCUCUGAUAAGAAUGCACUUUUUGACUUGAUGAGGAUUCCACAGGACGAUAAUCUGGACUACAGAAAUGCUUUUAACCAAUGCAUGAACUGUUAAACUUUGCAUAUUAGUUUUAACACUCCCAGUUGCACUUACUGUCCUUAUUCUGAAGUCUUCAUCUACUAUAUGGUCAGUAGCAGUGGCGGCUGGUGUCUGCUCUUCUGAGGGGCGCAAAUUCAAAAUAUGUGUUUGUUGCGUCAUGUGAACCAUGCGCAUCGCGUGUUUUGUCAAAAUAAUUGCCUGCUGCACAUGCGUCAAAACCGUUUAUGAUAAAAGAGACGCUCACGUUCACAAAAUACACGCAAGACACUCACUUAACAGUACACUAAGGGGUUUUCACACUGCGCUUAACCCUGGGUUAUCUUCAUUCUAAACCCCGCUUUUAACCCAGGGUUAUGAAACCCCGCAUUGUGGUGCCAAACGCAUGCAGUGUGAAACGAAGCAGGGUUAGAAUGUUAUGACCCUAAUUAAACACAGCUGAAGUAGCUAAUCAAGGCUUGAUAAUUACAGACAGGUGUGUUGAAACUGGGUUGGAGACACGUGAUGCACAUAUGUUCACUUGACGCACAGAACAUAUAUUUUGAAAUUACGAACCACACACAUGACGGGCUACAUACCUGUUGUGACAAACUUCACAUCAUACGCCCUUGAAAAAAGUAGUCACCGGCUAUGAUCCCCUAUGAUUACGAUGAGACAGUGAACCACUUUUAGUGCUAUUUAGCACUGUUUGUUCCUUUUCUGGGAAACAGCUAUGUUAUACAGCAAUAUAAUAUGUUUCAAAACUCUUGUGUCAGUUACUGAAGCUAAAGACAACUGUGGCCAGGGGCGUAGCACAAGGUCCAAGGCCCUAUGAAUAGGCAUUCCUGAUAUUCAAACAGUUUUGCACUAUAGAUUUUGUGUUCUAGUUUUAAGUUUGUGCUCACCUUUCUUUGAAAAGUCAGUCACAAAUCGUUUCCCCUCGUUUAGUUUUUCCUUCUCCUGUCUUUCCUUUCUUUUUUGGUGGCCUGAUUUAGCUUUGUUUGAGAAAGACAAUUCAACCGCACCGCAGAAGUUUGCGCUCCACCAGACGAUUAACUAAUAUAAACAACAUACGCGUGCAGUUGAACUAAACCAAUUGGCACGUUAGCAAGGGGUGGGACCGUGAAACUUUAGAUAGUUUUUACUUAUACAAAAUGUGACUUAUACAAGUCAGUCAAACAAUUAUUCAGCCAAUACACUAACUUUACAUUUCAUCUUACAUUUAUUAUCAAAUUUAAUUAGGAAAUGAAAAUAUCCAGGUAAAAUAAAAUUUAUAAAAAGGUUAGUUCCAAUCCUUGAUUCUGAUUGGUCAAUAGGUGUGCUUUAUUCACGAUAAAACAUGGCUAAAGGGGAUCGCACAGCAGCCGCGCAGCUCAGCGUCGCGCCGCGUCCAGUCGCGUCUAGGACAACUAAAUAGCGCGAGCUUCGUCAGAUUGCAUCUACUUCAAAAUGCAAAAUAUAUGUUAGCAGCCAAUGUUAAUCGUUAAUGAUUUGGGACAAAUAUGAUGUUAUUUAAUGUUAAACUAUGUGAUUGGCGCUGUGUGGCACAACAGGGAUUUGAGCAACUUCUUGAGUCACAGCUGGGCGGCGCGGACAGGCGCCACUUGGCGGCGCCGGUGUGCAUAUACUCAUAGAAAACAAUGUGUUUGAUUUUUUUAGAAUGGUGCGGCGCUGAGCGGCGCGGCUGGUGUGCGAUCCCCUUAUGACCGCUUCACCCAACGGUUGUGUUUAUUACUGCGCCCUUAGCAACACCCUUAGCAACCACACGUAUCGGUUUGUUGUUUUUAUUUGAGCUUUCAUUGGAACACAUUUUUGUUUAUGGUCAGGGACUACUGUAUUUUUUAUAGCGGAAGGAAUGCUUUUUAUUGAUUUAACUUCAUGAAAGUUGCACUAAUAUUUUUUUUAUUAAAAAAUAUUUAAGCAAUAAGGUUCUUGAGGCAAGUGCUGUAUCGUGAAUAAGUAACGGCUGAAGGGGUUACAUAUUCCAGACUUUUUAAGAACCCUCUCUUCCCUUGGGGCCCUGGUAAUCAGUACUGUUUUUACCCCUAGUCCGAUGCCCCUGACUGUGGCACAACUAUUUCAUAAACAUAAAAAUUCACUUUUGUUUAUGAAUACAUUUUAAUACUGUAAAUGUUGAAGUACAAUUAAUUGCUUUGCACUGAUGUUUCCUCAUUUAUAAGAUGUGAUAAAAGCAACUCCGAAAUAAUAAAGUUGAGAACGUUUAUGUACUUCUCAUUAACAAAACGUAAUAAAAAUCUGUAAUUUGAAGAACAAAAUGUGUUGAAAUAUCAAUUCAUGAAGUCAUCUAAAUUGGUCUAAAUUAACUGACAGCAAAAAAUAUGCCACAGUUAAAUUCUAGGCCUACAUAUUUUACAUAAAAUAUGCUUUUCAAACAAUUGCAUAAGAACAUCAUCUUGGAUCAAUGCUUACCAAUUUUCAGUAGCCUACCGUAAAACGUUUUAGUCAUUCAAAACCUAGGCGUGUAUUUUCUUAUUUUCAGCCACUAGGUGUCAUUAUUGCCUCAUUUUAUUGAAUUACUGAUGGUGUCUAAGCCGUCAAUUUCUCUGGAAAUGUGCAAAUGAAGACUGAUGACUGCUACUUGCU